Mya arenaria is the source of this 1124-nucleotide messenger RNA. RefSeq lists its product as uncharacterized. The transcript has 9 exons. Bases 192 to 872 code for a protein of 226 amino acids. The record is from RefSeq and is a predicted model, not a curated record. NCBI's taxonomy places the organism in Eukaryota, Metazoa, Mollusca, Bivalvia, Myida, Myidae.
CAACAACAAAGUCAUAUUUCGUAAUCGAAUUAUUGCUAUUCUCCUGUCAGCUGUAACAAAAGACAAUUUAAAAAAUUCAAUGAUUAUUGGACGAUUUAUAACAUAACUAUGGAUGCUUCAUCUGCAAUGAAUUUGGCCUUACAUCAAUAAACUGCAACCAAAUAUAACUCACCCCAGAGGAGAAGCAGAUAAUGCAGGAAGUUGGAAGAAAAUAUUUAUUUUUUGUUAGUGCUCCAAUGUCCUUGGGAGCAACACUUGCUGUCAGGCGUUUGAUACAGAUGGGACAUACCUCCACUCGAUUUAAACCUUUGAAACUUUUUGUCGGUGGUAUGCUCGGCUUUUACCCAGGUUUGUUUAUGGGACAACGGGAGGCUUUUCGCCAAACAAUUGCCAAGGUGCCUAAUGGAUUCAAUGCCACGCUCUUCAGAGAGCUAAAAACUCUGACUGAUGAGGAAAAGAUCCAGUACUUUAAAAUAUCGCGGGAGAACCAACACAAGAAACAGUUCCUGUUCCCCCAUCAGGUUUUCCCAGAGAAGUUUAUUGAUUCCCCUGACGUAGUUCCAGAUGGUCCGCCCUCCUUCCAGGGUGGUGGUGGUGGAAGGUCCUAUCUCCCUCCAUCGCCCUCUACCUAUUCACAGCCUGGCAUGCCGACAGAAAGUUCCGAGCAAAGCUCACAAGACACAGGUGCAUCAGAUCAGCAAAGGUUUUCCUACAAAGCCCAGCGUGAGAAGUGGCACCAAGGAGAGAGCACCUCGGAGACGCCUGCGACACCACAGUAUGGGGAAUUUACGAGGGGCGAUUCUUAUACUGAGCCAUCACCACCAAGUAGUGGAAGAGGGCCUAAAAAUAAAUAUGGAGAUGAAAUGGAAUAACCCAGGGAAAGACAAUUUAGAAUAUCGAUAAAAAACAGUGUAUUGAAUAACUUUAUGUUUGUGUAAUGGGAUUGACAAGUUGGGGGUUUGCUUUUUACUUAGAAGACACAAAGGAUUGUGUGACAGGUACUGGUCCGACAUCGUGCAUGAACUAUACAAGGUGUGUUUUUGAAAUACAUUAUAAGAUUGUAUUAAAAACAACUUAAUUGUUAAUUAAGUGUGUUAUAGUAUGGAAUAAAUUGUUAAAAUAAA